GGAAUUUUAAACAGGUGGUGUUCGAAGCUUUUAGAAUUGUAUUGACCUGUAGUUGGUUUUAUGUAGCUUAUAUCGUGUAGUCGGUCGUCGAAGCAUUGUAAUUGUAUCACAAAUUUUUUGGUCAUCAAUAUUUUUAUAUUUCUUCCGAAAUGCAGAGCAUCUUAUGGUUCCUACGUAUGUGACAAACAUUAUGAAGGUUGUAUUGUUGCAUACAUACAUUGCAAACACUGUCUAUAAGAACCAAUAGAGGAGACUGUUUAAUUUAUACAUCGUUUCAUCUAGUUUAUAAUUAACGAUUGCUAUAGUAUAGUACAUAUGAGUAUUUAUAUAUAUAGCCCUUACUCUAAAGAAAGUGUUUAUGUUGAUAUCUGUAGUGGCUGUGUACUCUUGGUGAUGUUGGAGUAUUUUUAGAGGGAGAACUGACUCACCACCGUCGAUUUUACCGGGGCAUUUUGAGGACUCUUCUAAGUAAAUCUGCAUUUUGUCUUGUUUUUAUAGCAACAUCACUGUUAUGAAUCGUUUUCCAUGUUCAAAUUCUUCAGUCAGUUUGCGUUAUCAGAUUGUCCUAAAGAAUUAUUUCAUCGGCACCACACUUGUGGGUGUGUAUCAUGUUGUCCGUUUUCCAUGUAUUCAAUGUUUCGUGGUACAAAUUAAAUCAACAACUCAUUAAUUCGCUGUAGUCAUCAGGGAAGUUUAUGUGACUACUGUAGCGAUAAAAAGUAUUUCCUGAGAUAAGACAACAUCCUCUUAAAUUUAAAGUCUGUGGGAGCGUUGACUUGUAAUUAUAUGCCGUGAAAAUUAUUCGUAAACCUUACAUGAUUCUCAGAAUUUUGUCACUUGCUGACUUUAGAGGUAGAAAUCACUGCUGCGGUUGCUUUCCACACUUGGCUUACUCUCUGUUAGUGAGGCAAAUCACUUUUAUAGACGGUCGCUAAAGCUUUUAAGUCAACAUGCGAUCCAAAUACUCGUUUCUUUUAUUGACAAUGGGAACUCAAAUUUUCGUAUACCAAAACGGGGAUUUAUUCCAUCCUGAGAAAAUGCUAUUCUUUUUACUGUAUGUUAAUUAGUAAAUGUUUUAAAAAAUCUCAUUCGACUAAGUGUGAGAUUAUCUAAAUCUGUCUAAACAUCUUCGUUCCGUCUCCAUGCUUUGAGGAUGACGUUUUAAUUCUCUUAUUAUCUAACCUCUGUUGUUUUGAUAUCACUGAAGGUUUAAAUGUCAGAUCCGAAGUCUUAAGAUCUUGUGUUAAAUUGAACCUUUCUAUAUAUGCACUACAGGAUUGGUAAAAAAUUAUUUCCAAGUCUUCCCUUGUGUUAAACAUUUUGUAGUAUAGGCUUUUGACUGUUACCUAUAUGAUGUUUAUCUCUUCAUAAAACACCAAGUACUUUGCUCAGUUCACAAUUUUAUGCUGUGGCAGUGCAAUUCGUAGCAACCUAUUGCCAAAAAAUCGGGAGGUAAGACCAUUGAGUUGGGCUUUCCUACUCGCUUUUAAACAACAGUAUGUGUGACUGCUCUUUGUGUUCACUGUAACUGAAGCCACUAUUUUAAUGAAUACAACUGUAGAAAUAUUGCGUAUACAUAUUUUCUUGAAAGUCAUUUCUAGUGAAAUAUGUAUCAUGUUUUCACACAAACCUGCCAUUGUAUAUUCAUUAUAUUAAAGGUCUCUUAGUGUUCAUGUAGUAAUAGUAGGAUUAAAAUCUUUUAACUAUUUACAACCAAAUAAAAUCAUAAACUUACAUACUAGAUUAUGAGCCGCCUUGUUGAGGUUUUAUAAUAGUCAAGUUUAUUCAAGCUAGUAUUUUAAUUAUUUUUCAUCGCCUUUACCAAGUAAAUAUUUCUGUACUUGACUUUGAACCACAUUUUAGGUGUGAGGGGUAGUAAUGUAACCUGGCCACCUAAACCACAGUAAAUAUAGUGAUGGAAUAACUCAGUUAUUUAGUCAAAAAAAUUGAGAAUAUUUAGAAAAAGCCAGUAAUUUCUAGGUAAAACGUACGCAUUCAAACCCCAUUGACGGAUUAUGAAAUAUUUAACUAAGAGACAAUUAAUAAGUCAAAUGGUGAUAUUUUUGGGAGGAUUAGAUUUUCAUGGUUGAUUUAUAGAAAGUAUUACUGUAACAUUUAGUACUAAAUGUGAAUGAAUUUUAAAAAGUAUGAUUUAUGUUCAACCCUUAAAUUUUAUAUCACUAUAUUAUCGUGUAAAAAAUGCAAUGUGUUGGCUAUCAUAAACGGUUAAAUUUUAUUUAUUUAAACAAUUACCUAGCAUUUGAAAUAAAAUAUUCUUUCUAACAGAUUGUAAAAAUGUUACGACUGGCACUAUUGCAAAUGUUCGUGGGUGCAGAUAAAACUGCCAAUAUAAAACGUGCUUCUGAAUUAAUUAGUCGAGCUGUAUCUGAGCAUUCACCUCACCUUGUAUGCCUUCCAGAAUGCUUUACCUCCCCUAUCGGUGCAAAAUAUUUUGGACCCUAUGCAGAAACUGUUCCCAACGGUCCAUCAUGCCAAAUGCUAUCAGAUGCUGCUAAAUCUCAUAAAAUAUGGCUUGUCGGUGGUUCUAUCCCUGAACGUGGACCUGAUGGCAAGUUAUAUAACUGUUGUGCAACAUAUAAUCCAGAUGGUGAACUAGUUGGCUUAUAUCGUAAAUUACACUUAUUCGAUAUUGAUAUACCAGGCCAGUUUACAUUUAAAGAAUCAGCUUCACUUAGUUCUGGUAAAGAGACAUUCUCUUUUGAGAUACCUUUAAAAAAUGCCGAGAAUAAAAUUUCAGUGAUACGAGUUGGAAUUGGUAUAUGUUAUGAUAUUCGUUUUCCGGAAUUGUCACUUCUUUAUGCUAAUCAAUUAGGAUGUCAAUUACUUUUAUUCCCCGCUGCAUUCAAUCCUAAAACUGGAUCUUUACAUUGGGAAUUAUUGGGUAGAGCACGUGCUUUAGACACACAAUGUUAUGUUGGAAUGUGUAGUCCAGCUUGUAAUCUAGAAUUAGACUAUAUAAGUCAUGCUGAAUCAUUGAUCACUUCACCAUGGGGUAUAGUUAUAGCUAAAGGUGGUAAAGAGGAGGAAAUCAUAACAGCUGAUUUAGACUUUUCUGAAUUGAAAUGUGUUCGUGAAAGUAUUCCAAUUGGUCGACAACGGCGUUUAGAUAUUUAUACUACACCGAAAUUAUUUAAAAAACAAUCAUAAACAUAUUUAUCUCUUAUCUAUCGAUUAUAUUCUUUGUGAUAUAUUAUUUGACUGUUGAUCAUUAUACACUUUCUAAACUUGAUUAAAUUCUG
Molecule: messenger RNA, 3260 nt
Organism: Schistosoma margrebowiei
Lineage: Eukaryota; Metazoa; Platyhelminthes; Trematoda; Strigeidida; Schistosomatidae
Source: the annotation of a GenBank genome assembly